CUUGUAUACCAAUGACGGCAUACUUAAAAAAAAUCAAGUUGGAAUUAGGAAACGAAAAUCUACAUUAUGCUAUAGCAAAAUCUGACAAUAUAACUGUGCUAAAAAGAUUUCGACAAAAAAGUGAACCUCAUUGGUUGUUUUUUUAUGAUGGGAAAAUGGUCAAUAUCAUUAUUGGUACCAAUGCUCCUAAGUUAAUGCAAUUAAUAGUGGAUGAAUUGGAACAGUAUGUUAAGUUCAAAAAUGGUGAAAUCCAGAGAGAGUUUAUACCACUGAAUAAAGUAACCGACGAGGAGAAAAAAAAAUUAAUCGAUACUGAAAACUAUCUAAAGCAGAAAACAAGAAAAGAAAAACAAAUAAGAGCAAUAAUAUUUUGUUAUGGAAGUUAUACUGCAUAA
Messenger RNA from Diuraphis noxia (Russian wheat aphid), 395 nucleotides. RefSeq lists its product as uncharacterized. Lineage: Eukaryota; Metazoa; Arthropoda; Insecta; Hemiptera; Aphididae. The record is from RefSeq and is a predicted model, not a curated record.